Messenger RNA from Stylonychia lemnae, 636 nucleotides. The record is from the annotation of a GenBank genome assembly. Lineage: Eukaryota; Ciliophora; Spirotrichea; Sporadotrichida; Oxytrichidae.
AUGUUGAGCAUGAUCUCUCACUAUAUUUACCCUCUCGUUAAUUAAACUCUCUAAGCUAAUUAUGAAAAAAAUUUGGACAACAACGCACUCAAUACUUCCAUCAUUGAAUCUAAUUUCUUAUAUUUCUAUCUAUGGAAAUUUUGGCUAAUCAUUACUGGUAACAAAAGACUAGCUUAUUCUUACUAGCAAUCAAGAUCAAAAUCGAGAAUGGCUAUGGACUAAGUCCUCUUGAAAAGAAUCUCGAAUUAAUCCAAAAUGGUUGAUUAAUGGAAAUAACUUAAAAUUGAUGCAGUUUUAGUCCCAUGCUCCCCACUUCCAGCGUUAAAAAUUGAAAACUUCAAGCAUUUCACUGUCAACUCUGGUGGAGUGUUCGAGUAUACCUCACUUUUUGGUAGCUUAUAUUGGCCAUAGGGAAUAGUCCCAGUUACAACUGUAAAAGAAUCUGAAACAACCUCCUAUGACGAUGAAUACAAUGAUGCGUGGACUAAGAUUAUCAGAGAAGAUAUUAAGGGGUCAGCUGGGCUCCCAGUAUCUGUCUCAGUAGUUGGUAGACCACAAGAGGACGAGCUUGUCCUCGGAGUUAUGCAAGCUAUUGAAAAUAAGAUUAAAUUCAAUAAAAUGCCCCCACUUAAAUGA